Molecule: messenger RNA, 5138 nt
Organism: Portunus trituberculatus (swimming crab)
Lineage: Eukaryota; Metazoa; Arthropoda; Malacostraca; Decapoda; Portunidae
Product: store-operated calcium entry regulator STIMATE-like
Exons: 7
Coding region: 429-1286 (285 amino acids)
Cellular component (GO): membrane
Source: RefSeq, a predicted model, not a curated record
GCUAAGGUUGUGGCAGCAGCAGCAGCAGUCAGGCGGUCAGCCGUCAGCAGUGAGCUAAACAAGGAAGCUGCACACCAAGGCGACCGUGACACUGGAAAGUUAGUGGUGGUGUCCUGGUGCAGCGGUGGUGGCUGUGCUGUGUGCCUCACCAGACCUAACCUCACCAAAUCACCACGAGAGGAAGCAUUAGAGAGACCAGCAGUGAAAGUAGUAGCUGGAAAUAUAUGAUCUGGUGGUGAGGGAGACAAUAACAGCCUUGAUGCUUGGAGGCCGUCACUGACUCACUAUCAGCACCACCACUGACAACUAACUAGACCGUGGCACAGAUGGACAUGUACCCAUCAACUUUCUGAAACCCAUCAUCCCAUGACUCCAAAGAAGAGUAUUCAUCAUCAUCAGCAUAGUUAAAUAUAUGAGAAAGUCCAAGAAUGUCACAAAACAGCCCACCAGUUCCUCUGAUCAAUUCCACCGUCGAUGCCAGCGUGUGUGGGAAAGAUGCCCUCACUGAUAGCUAUGGCUGGUUUGUGCAAGUCCUGCUUGCCUCACUGGCAUUUGGAUUGCUAAUAUUGAAAAGAUUCUGUGAACCAAAGAAACAUAGAAGAUCAUGGCUAGUUUGGUUUUAUGACACCUCCAAGCAAGGCCUGGGAGCAAUGAUUGUUCACUUCUGUAAUGUCUUCUUAUCUGAAGCAUUCAAGGGAGAUCCCUGUACCUGGUACAUCAUCAGCUUCCUGCUGGAUUCCACCCUUGGUUUGGCCAUUAUCUGGGCUGGGAUUCGUCUCAGCAUCUACAUUGGCCAGAAGAAUGGCUGGCCUACUAUAAUCUUUGGGGAAUAUGGUCGACCACCAUCAGUGCGGGCGUGGGGCCACCAGUGUGCCCUGUAUGUGGGCAUCAUGGUGGUGGAGAAGAUCAUUAUAACGGGACUGUUAGCAUUGCAGUUCUGGGCCAGUGUGCGGGAGCUCAUCCUGGCCCCCAUCACAAGCCCUCAAGCUCGAGUUGUCAUUGUGGUUCUAGUCAUACCAUUCUUUGUCAAUGCCCUCAUUUUCUGGGUGACUGACAACUUCCUGAUGGUGAAUGUGAGGAAGAUAACAAGAGGUGAUGGUAGUAUGCGUGAGAGCAACUCUUCCUCGGGGAUGUCCAGGGUAUACUCAAAGGUACAUUACAAGCGGCCCAACACUCUCCAUGAAGAUGAGUCUGAUGUGCUUCUCUCGUCCUCCUCCAAUGACGAUGAGCUGCUGGGGAGAAAUGAGAACCUACAGGAGAGAUAUGUUGGGCACAUCAGCACAUGAAGUCCAGAGCAGCUUGGUAGCAGGUUAUUACUUUAUAGGAGUGGUAUGUCAUUAUUUUUAUGAAUAACCAAAAGAGCUAUCUUAGAUCAAUUCAAUUUCUUAAGUUAGUACUUUUAUAUUUUUGAAUGCUCACAUGUAUUUUAACUGAAUUUCUUUUUAUUAUAUGAGCUAAUGAUAACAGUAUUGUAGUACUUUGAGAGAGAGAGAGAGAGAGAGAGAGAGAGAGUGAGUGAGUAUGAUUGGAUCUUCUGAACUAGUCUCAUAUGUUUAUAUUAAAUAAGGCAUUAUUUACUCAUGUAAUUUUAUGCCAGAAGAACAAUCUUUUUAAUGCAAAGCUAUAAUAUUGUCCAUGAUAUAUAUAUAUAUAUAUAUAUAUAUAUAUAUAUAUAUAUAUAUAUAUAUAUAUAUAUAUAUAUAUAUAUAUAAAAUUGUUGAGCUUGGCUGUUAUGGCAGUCAGAUUCCUGAGCGUGUCAUGUGAGUGUUGUGCUUGGUGACAAUACCUUUCAUUGAGAAGAGGUGUUAGGUUCCUAUAUCUCCCUCGCCUUCUUAUGUAGGUUUUACAUACCAUUAUAUGUAGAAAACUUUUUUAAAUACCUAUACAUUACAUGGAAUGGCUAAACACAGCUGUGUAUGUAUGUACCUAUUUGUUUCUCUCUAUCCAUAUUAAUAUUGAUCUAUUAUCUCUUUAUCUACUAUCUGUAUACCAGUCUGUGUAUAUAAAUCACUAUAUAUAACUACUCUUUUGGCAACUAAUUGGUGUCAGAACAAUGCCACCAAACAUAAAGUCAACAAAAACAAAAGAAAAGAUCAUUUAUGUGAGAGCUGUCAGAAAUUAAUCUUUUACAUAAUUUGCCACAUAGAUCCCAAGUUUUUUGUUGUCAAAGAUAAAACAUAUAUUUGAAAUAAGGAUCUGAACUCUAACAUUGGAAUGUUAAUGAUGAGACAAGAUAAUGAUACCAAAAUUUCUGAGAUGAAGUUGGUGGAUGCCUUUCUUUGACCAUUUUCUCUGCAUCCUCCUCCCCUUAACCAUUGCCCAUCACACCCACACUCCAGCACUGCCAUGGCUUGUUCAUGCCACACUGAAGCCUGCCAAGGGUGAGAAUUUAUAUGUAAAUGAUGACUGAGAUGAAUAUUAUGUAACAUAUGAGUCAGCUUCCUUAUUCACCAUAUCCUACUCUACUUCACUUCAUUAUCCUGGCCAUCAUUAUUAGUACCCUGAUACCAUUAUAUAGAUAUGUAUCACUAAAACAUCACCUAAAGUUGCCUAAAGUGGAUGUUUGUAAGGAAAGGCUGGCAUUAACACCACGAUAGGCUGGGCAUUGACUUGAUGAGCACAAGCUCUGGUCUUCCACAAGAAAUGUCUUCACACCAAAGAGACACACACACACACACACACACACACAGUUCAGUGUGAUUAUUGCUUCAGUAUCAGAUACUCCCUAAUGAAAUCAAAUUUUAUCUAGUAAAGCAAUACUCAGCUUCCCUGAAUAAGAUAAAAUGUGAAACAUGUAAAGUGCAUGGGAAUAAGAUUUACAUCAAAUCCAAAUAGGUUUACAAUCCAGAUAAAAAUGUUUUGUUAUAUCUAAGGUACUAUUAGGGUGGUGUGAUUUAGAAGAGACCUGCUACCCUUGUACUUAUUCCUAAACUUUGCUUACCACCUCAGAUACAUUCCAGAUAUUUUUUCCAUUACAUGAAAUGGGUUGCUGAUUGUUUGUACUGUCUACCUAUGCAUAAUUAUUUUGUUCUAUCACCAGUGACUACCUUUGUAGUGUAUGCAUGUUAGGUAUGAUAAUUUUCUAUCAUAAUCAACCAACUGGACUGUGAUGAGGACUUGGAAAUUCUGGAGAAAUCUGUGAAGGUAGAAUAGAAAUGCUGUUAUGUAAACAGCAAACCCAUUUUCUCAUCCAUUGUUUGUUAAUCUCUUAUGCCAAAGAGUUAUAACUUGGUCACUUCAUUCCUGGCCACAGUAUGUAGCUUCAAACCUUCCUGAUCAUUUUUCUAUUAGAGAAGUGGAGAAUAUAGAUUCAGCUUUCUUUUCAUUUAGUACUUGGAUACAUCUGUAUUUCAUGAAUAAUAUGUUAGCACUGUUUACUUGUAAGUCAAAAAGCAGCCAGCAACACUGAAGUGUCCUGCCUAAUUGUGCCUUUUGAUAUCAGUGGAUUAAUCAUCAUCCUGCUUUGCCUUGAGUCUCUUCAUUAGAACUAAUCGUAAUUCAACUUUGCAUCACAUAGGAGGAGGAUGCUCCAUGCUUUUUUUCGUGUCUUGUGGAAUGCCUCAUUGUGUCAGGAAUAUUUGUGUUCUGUGUUCAUUUCAAAUAUUCUAUCCAAAAAGUGGUGCUGGGCUGGAGAUCUGCUCACUCUUGUCCAUUUUUUUUCUGUUCCACUAUGUGAUGGUAGGGAGGUGUGGGAGCAUUUAUGGGUAUAUCUACUAUACUAACAGUUCAUCAUAGUGUUAAGUGAUGCAAUGAAGAGGGUAUUAUGUAUCAGACAUCCAUGACAGUUUUUAUUCUAAGGUAAUACAGUGCUGCUGCUGUUGCUGCUAUCACUGUAAUACAUGCUAGUGAAUAUGCAUGAGAUUUUCCUCCACAAAAUGAUACAGUAAAUGCUGAUAUCACUUUUGAUUAGAAGAAUGCUGUACCACUGUCAUAAAAAUAGUGAAUCUCGCUCUUGAUAAAUGUGUGUGCACUCGUGUUUUGUUUAGUGUGCAUCUGCAUUGCAAAACUCCAUCCAUAUAUCUAAUAUGCCUCAGAUCCUUCUGUGUGAUGGAAGGAAAUGUUAUAUAUUGUAAUUUUGCAUGUAUUACUGAACAAAUUGACUUCAUGUGAUAACAUUUUAAUGCAGUAUAUACCUAUGUUUGUAUGUAUAGUAUAGCAAUAUAAAAAAUAUAUUUCUUCUUUAUUUUGGGGUACAUAAAUAUUUUUUUUUACAUAAAACUAGUUCCUUCACUGCACAUUAUCAUAAAUGGAAUGUUGAAUCUGUAUGUCUAAUGAAAUCAAAUUAGCUUGACUAAAUUUGUAUGGAAAAAGGAAAUUGCAGUAUGUGAGUACAGAAUAGAUUAGAACCAUUAAUCAUUUGUAUUAUUAUUGUUCUUGUCAAUUGGAAAAUUAUGCUUAUCCAUUGACCAUUUGCUGAGUGAAAAGUGGACUAUGACAAAUUUUGUGUAGUAAUUCAGCCAGCAGAUGAAUGGCCUGGCCCUUCAACCCAGAAUAAUGAAACCAGGAGAAAUGACUGCCUAGAACAGGUUCAUCUCACUCCUGAGUGCAUCAUCUCUGCAUUAAUGUCUCAUGUCUCAGCAGGUGGAGCAAUGUCUAAAGCUAAGACUGAGCUUGACAUCUUUGGGAUUCUCUGUAUUAUCUUAGUCACUCUUGGGAAAAAUGUGCAGCAUGUCAUUUCAUAAUAAUUUUCCAUUUAUUUUUUGAUAAAGUUACAGAGCAGUUGUGAAACCUUAUAUCUACUUCCCAAUAAUAAGACCUUGAUCACUUUUUAAUUCUAUGGACCUUUGCAUGCUGACAUUUCUGCCCAGAGAUUAAAAUGAAAAGUAAAUCAACAAAUAGGUUACAAUGGUUACUUCUUAGCAAGUGAGGAACUAGCAGCGGUUUGGCCUGAAGGGGUGAAGUGCAUUUGGCAUUUUAAAGAAAGGUGUGCUGGUAAUGAGAGCCAAAGUAUGAGGAGUUGCAAGAGGUGUAUUCAAGUUGUUAAAGUAAAAUAUAAAUCUCUUAAACUUAACAUGUAUGGGACCAAAGGUAUUAUUUUAUUAUGUGAUUAACUCUGGAGAGUAAAAACUUUGAUAUUGUACAUCAAAACCUUUAUAUUUAGUGCAAAAUAUUAUUUAAGCAUAACAUACUCGUGCAAA